AUGGAUGAAGCUACCCACCUAACUCACUUGAGGCUCACUCUUGAAAAGUUCAGGGAAAAUCAACUUUUUGCAAAGUUUAGCAAAUGUAGUUUCUUCUAUGUAGAAAUAUCUUAUUUGGGGCAUCUCAUUUCUGCCCAUGGAGUAAAAGCAGAUCCCGAGAAGGUACGGGCCAUGAUAGAAUGGCCCACUCCUCACUCCCUUAAGUCCUCAAGAGGUUUUCUAGGCUUCACGGUUUAUUAUUGGAGAUAUAUCAAGGGCUAUGGGUCUAUUGUGGCCAAGCUAAAGAAUUUGUUGAGAAAAGAUAAUUUCAAAUGGGAUGUGGAGGCUUAUUGGGCUUUAGACCAACUAAAAGCUAAGUUGACACAACCACUAGUUUUAGCUUUACAUAACUUUCAAUCUCCAUUUAUUGUUGAGUGUGACGCCUUUGAUGAGGCCAUGGGUGCAGUUUUGCUGCAAGGUGGAAGGCUGUUGGCAUUUUAUAGCCAAGCCUUGAAAGGGAAAUUAUUGCUACUGUCCACUUACAAAAAAGAACUCUUGGCACUUGUUUUGGCAUUAAAAAAAUGGCAGUCUUAUUUACUAGGUCAGUCCUUUGUGGUGGAUUUGGUGCAUAGUAGCCCUAUGGGAGAACAUUUGGAUUUUGAUAAAACCGUGUACAAGCUAAAACAUGACUUCUACUGGCCAGGUCCGAAAACUUAUGUUGGAAUUUUUUUAAAAGGUUGUGAAACAUGUCAAACAGUGAAGGUUGACAACACACUCCCAAGUGGCUUACUGUAG
This is a messenger RNA of Carya illinoinensis, 774 nucleotides long. RefSeq lists its product as uncharacterized. NCBI's taxonomy places the organism in Eukaryota, Viridiplantae, Streptophyta, Magnoliopsida, Fagales, Juglandaceae. The record is from RefSeq and is a predicted model, not a curated record. The transcript has a single exon. The coding region runs from base 1 to 774 and encodes 257 amino acids.